Molecule: messenger RNA, 2281 nt
Organism: Rhododendron vialii
Lineage: Eukaryota; Viridiplantae; Streptophyta; Magnoliopsida; Ericales; Ericaceae
Product: probable serine/threonine-protein kinase PBL7
Exons: 6
Coding region: 375-2102 (575 amino acids)
Biological process (GO): protein phosphorylation
Molecular function (GO): protein kinase activity; ATP binding
Source: RefSeq, a predicted model, not a curated record
UGUAGCUUAUGGCAGGGCCCUUCCGAUUCCCUUUUACAUAUGCCUUCGGUGAUUUGGACUCUUGCCUCCUGUAAAAGGGAAUCGGGGGGACAUACUUCAUUGGAAUCGUUUGUUGCAUAGAACUUUUUGAGAGCAUCAGCCAUGCCAAAGAUACGCGUUGAUCGAACAUCAAUCUGACUUAUCAUCACUAGAGAUUUAUCUGGAUGUAAAUGAGAAUGUGUUCGGUAAUAUAUAUUAAUCGGUAUUCAAUCAACGUGAUUUUUGACUUGAUUGAUGGUCCCAACAAGGUCCAAAACAUGAACGGUUUUGGUCAUUAAAAUAGACCCGUAGGAGGACUAGAGAGAUGUUCCCUCCAUAAAGAUCACAGACUUUGCAUGAAGUACUCUGAGAUAAGUCUCUGUUCUCAAAUACUGACAUGUGAUAAUUUCAGUGUCAGAGAAAUGGCUGGAAGCCAUAACAUCAAUGGGGGAUUGCUGAAAUCGCUCCUCAGGAUCAGAACAGUGAAGAAGAGAACAAUUAUAGUUGGUCUGAAAUCUGAUAACUGCAGCAGAGAACUACUGAGGAGAUUCCUGGCAAUGGAGGCCAUGCCAGGGGACAGUGUAUUUGCUGUUCAUGUGUUGGAACCAAGUGAUACCUUUGAUCCUAACUCUUUCCAUACCCAUGAAGACAUCUGCAAAUCUAAACAGGUGGAUUUUCAAGUGAAGGUUUGUGGAGCAGAUUCCUACAUUACUGGUUUAGCCCAUCAAGUCAGGAUCAACUUUGCAACAGUUCUAGUAGUUGGAUGCAGCAGCUCACCAUGGCCCAACAAUUCAACCCUCACCAAUUGCUUGAAAGCAUUGCCUCCCACUUGCUCACUUCUUGUAAUGAACCAAGGAGGAAAAAUCUUAAUGCAGAGACAAGGAACUUCACAAGAGGGCUCCACAACGAAAGUCCUUAAGUCUUCUCUCUCUUCAACACCAACAUACAACUCCUCUGAACAAUCAGGAACUACCCAUCAGAUACAAAAAUCACGGUCAAUGCCAUCUUGCUCAAAAUCAACACCACUCCAACAAAAACCUGAAAAUUUGAGCCUUAGGAAGCCCAUGACACAGGAAUUGUUCCAGAUAUUGGCUACACUAGAUAUAAAGGGGUCUCGGCGAUUCAAACCAGAAGAACUCAGUAGCGCAACUAAUGGUUUCAGCCCAGAAAUGGUGAUAGGAGAGGGUGGAAACAGUAUGGUUUUCCGGGCCGAACUCAACAGUGGUUGUGCUGCAGCUGUGAAGGUCAUGAAAAACACAGAGAAUUCAGCUGAGGACCUUUUUAGAGAAAUGGAGAUUUUGAGUUGUUUGAAGCAUGAGAGUGUUGUUCAGGUUAUUGGGUAUUGUUAUGGGAAAGAGGUGAAUGCAAUUGUGUACAAUUUGUUGAAGGGAAGCUUGAAGCAGAGGCUAAGGUGCCUUCAAUGGAGUGAGAGGAUGAGGGUAGCAAUUGGUGUGGGGAAGGCACUAAAGUACCUCCAUUCUUUCUCCCCUCCAAUUAUUCAUAGAGAUGUGAAAUCAUCUAAUAUUCUGCUUUCUGAUGAUUGCCAACCCCAAUUAUCAGAUUUUGGAGUAGCAAUAGUGCAUCAGCAAAAUCAGCAAGUCUCAGGGCGCACAAAGCCAUUUCGCGUGGUUGGGACCUUCGGAUACUUGGCUCCGGAGUAUAUGAUGUAUGGAAAAGUGGAUGAAAAAGUAGAUGUGUACUCUUAUGGGGUUGUGCUCCUGGAGCUUAUCACCGGUAAAGAGGCUAUUCAGACAACCGAAGCAUCUAACCACGAAAGCUUGGUGCUCUGGGCACGGUCUUUACUCAGCUGCGGCCUAUGUGAACGUCUAAUCGAUCCUCAUUUGAACGAAGACUAUGACAAGGAUGAGAUGCAAACAAUGAUGACUGCAGCGCGCCUCUGCCUCUUGCAUUCAUCCUCUAGAAGGCCAGACAUGAAAACUAUCCUGCAGUUAUUUGAGGAGCCACACCACUACCUAAAGAUGCAGAGGAAAGGACAGGAGCUUCUCAACGAGAUUAGUCCCAAAGGAAAAACAGGUUUGUGCAGAUAUGACUCCUCAGACUUGAAUGAAACUUUCGAAUUUUGAUGACUCCCUACUAUAGAAGAAAAAUUCUUUUAGAAAGCUCUUGAAAUUAGGUAUAGUUGUUUAGUUUUGCAUUGUAGUAUUAUUUUCUGCUAGUCAAUACUAUUUGGCAAAUGAAAUUUCAUUUUCUUAUUCAUCAAUAAAAUAGGGUCGUUGGAGUUUGGUUCCUUAUUGAAACUUCA